UCUACGGAAUGUCAAGUGGUUUCAUUCAAACCAACGGUCGUCGUGCAAUUUGUCUUGAUUUUAUUCUCGAAGUAGAAGUUUUAAAAACGUGUAGUUUAUGUGAAAAUGGAACCUCAAUCGAAGGUUGUUAAAAGGCAGAGAAGUGAAAAUUGGUUGGAGGAAGAUAAGGUUUGUAGUGAUACACCUAAAAUUGGACUAAAGUAAGUCAACAUUUUUAUAAUACCUUUUAAACUAACGCUUGCUUAUGCUUCUAUUUAUUAGAUGAUAUUGAAAGAAUUAAUAAGGGAGAGGGUUACAAUCAUUGAAAACAAAAAUACAGACGCAAACACGAACGCGAAAAAGGUGGCGGCUUGGAAUAAUUUACGUAUUAGGUACCAAAUUCGAAAUAUUUUGAAUAAUUUAAUAAGAUUUUUGUGUAAGUAGUUUAUUACUCAGCAUAUCGUGUUUUAGUUUUAACAAUAUGGCCCGCACUCCGAGAACACUGCAACAAAUAAAAGCUCAGUGGGGCAUAAUCAAAAUGUAUGAGAAAAAAAAGAAGUGCCUGGAACGGAAACAAACAUUCCAAACUGGGGGUGGUCCACCACCUGCUACUGACCCACCAACUGGUGAUGACAUAGCAGUGUGGCUCCCUCAUGAGUUUACUGUAGACUCAAAUGAGUUUGAUUCAGAUAACAAGCUAUUAACUGCCAAUAAAAUGGAACAACCAAUUCUAGUCCCUAAAUCACCACUUCUGUGUGAGAAUCCUGAACAAGAAAUAGACAUGAUGUCGCAACCAGGCACAUCUACGAAGACCAUACACAACACACCAACAAGUACCUUAUUGGUGACACCAGCAAGUACCUCUAAACAAUUAGACAUACAACAGAUCACCACCACACCAACAAAGAAAAAAGUAAAGAGUCCGAAUUAUAAAUUAAAACAUAAACUGAUCAACAAGGGCAGUUCAAGUGCAGCACUACAAAUAGCAGAAAAUGAAAUUGUCUGUAGAAAGGAACUCCACGAGGCACAGAUGGCAGUCGAAAAACAAAAAUUAAAAAAUUUACUAUUAAAAGAACAAUUAAUAAAAAGCAAAUUAGAAUAUUAUAAAAAUAAAUAA
Melitaea cinxia (Glanville fritillary) is the source of this 1096-nucleotide messenger RNA. RefSeq lists its product as uncharacterized. The record is from RefSeq and is a predicted model, not a curated record. Lineage: Eukaryota; Metazoa; Arthropoda; Insecta; Lepidoptera; Nymphalidae. The transcript is spliced from 5 exons. The coding region runs from base 461 to 1096 and encodes 211 amino acids.